ACACGAGUGAGACCUAGUGUGCGCGCCGUGAGCGAGUCCCCUUCUCCCCCUGAAUCCACAUCGCCGAGCGGUGACCCUGACUUCUCCGCACUCAGGCUUGAGCUGCUGGCUUCACUGAGGAAGGACAUCGCGGAUAUUUUUUAAAAAGGAGCUCCAGAAGCUCCAGGAGACUCUCGGGGGUGCGCUGUCUACUAUCCCGCUUGACCUGCAGGCCGUGAAGACACAGCAGGCUGGUGAUAAAGUUGCUACCGAGGCUACCAUAUCAACACUGAAAGGUACUGUUGGGGAAAUGGGGCACGCGCUCUCCGGUUGCACCGAUGACAUAGUUCAUAUGAAGACUACUAUCGAGUCUCUCACUGCGACCGGGACUCAAUUAGAGAAUAAAUGUGAGGAUUUGGAGUCGAGGUCACGGCGCAAUAACGUUAGGAUAGUGGGAGUUCCAGAGGGCGCUGACACCUGUACAACUGCUGCUGUAACGGCCUUGUUUAAAGAGGCGUUUGGUCUGGAGAAGGAGCCGGUUCUGGACCGGUCCCACCGGACCCUUCAGCCGAAGCCCAAGCCUGGUGAACGACCACGAGCUAUUGUGUGCAGAUUCCACUAUCACAGUGACUGUGACAUUUUACGCCGUGCGAGAGAGCUCCAGCGGAUUAAAGUGAGGGAUUUGACCAUCUCCGUUUUCCCUGACUACACAGCCAAGACCGCCCGGGCCCGGGCCGCGUUUAACGAGGUUCGGCGUCAACUUCGUGGUAUUGAGGGAGCUCGCUAUGGAAUACUUCACCCAGCUCGGCUUCGCAUUACAUAUAACGGUGUCCAGAAGGACUUUAUUUCAGCGGAGGAAGCAGGAGACUACGUUAAACUCUUGAUAUCGGGGUGAACUGCAUCACCUAUAUAGUGGAGUUUUAUUCUUAUUUUGCACUCGGCCUUCCAGCUCUACAGAAUUCGGAUUCUUAUUGAAGAUAUUGUCGUGCAUUACUUCGUCUAGAUUUUGUGGACUCACUCCUUUUAAAUUUGCUUCUGUAUUAAUGUGCUUCUCUGUUUUGAUGCUCUGACCGGGUUAGAGUUUAUUUCAUUUUAUUAGUGUUGUUUCCUCAUCUUUACGUGCUACACUGUGUUAUAUUAUUUGUUACAAGUCUUUAAAAGGUAAGGACAUUAUAUUUGUUAAUGUGCACAGACUAUUUAUCAGUUUUGAAGUCAGUAGGGGACUUUUCUCUUACUGGAAUUUUUUUUGUUUAGGUAGUUUAGUUGGUUAGUUCGGCUUACUCUUUGAGUUGUUUCACGUUGUGGACAACUCUUGGUGGGAAACACUGCUGUCUCCCUUUGUUUAAAGGAGACUUUGGGUGUGUUGGGGGGGAGGGGGGUCCCACUCCGGCUGGGACAGGCACCCCUUUAAGAUUUAUUUGUUGGAACGUCAGAGGUAAUCCUGUCAAGAGAUCUAAGUUAGUGUGUCAUGAGUUGAUUCCGGGUGGAAAGACCAUUUCUGUUACUAAUGAAAACAAGAUCAGCUACAUCAACCUGAUGGCACAUUUCCGGAUGCACACCCAGAUAAAGGAGCAGACGGGGACGUUUAUCCGCGGUUUCCGCAGCAUCAUCAACCCCGAGUGGCUGCACAUGUUCUCCACCCCUGAGGUGCAGCGGCUCAUCUCCGGGGACAACGCCGAGAUCGAUCUGGACGACCUCAAAAAGCACACUGUGUACUACGGCGGCUUUCACAGCAGCCACAGGGUGAUAAUCUGGCUGUGGGACAUCCUGUCCAGUGACUUCACUCCUGAAGAGAGGGCCAUGUUCCUCAAGUUUGUCACCAGCUGUUCCAGACCUCCACUGUUGGGUUUCGCCUAUCUCAAAUCGCCUUUCUCCAUCCGCUGUGUGGAAGUGUCGGACGACCAGGGGGAACCAGGCGGCCGUCUGCCCGCCUGCUUCAAACCGCCCACUUACAGCAAGAAGAGCAUCCUCAGAGACAAACUGUGCUACGCUAUCAGCAUGAACACGGGCUUCGAGCUCUCCUAACACUCACCCAGAGACAGAGCUCAUUCAGAAACCAGCAAUGACGAAAAGGAAGCAUAUAUCGAACGCGCUUCCUGAGUUUCUGGGCAUGUCCAGAGAUGAGAGACAUGAACUGCAGCAGCACAGGGAUUAGUCAGAACGUGUUCACUGCGUAUACACACACACACACAGACAGACAGCCAGCCACACACACACUCUGAAUGGAAAAGGCGAGACCUCUGUCCUACUCAGUAUCUAAAGCCAAAGGAUCUCUACUGGCCUUAUUCACUUCCUCCUGGAGUGUGAAACUCGAUCAAACCCCUCAGCAGAUCUUACUCCUGCUUACACUUCAGUUUCAGAGUACCAUUUUGUCUCUCUUUGUUUCUCAUCACUCGCACUCCUGGACCUUCACUUCUCAUGAGGAUUGGGACGGAACCCCUCACAGCCGAGGGUGUGUCUGGACUCUCUCUCGCGCUCUACAGCGGAAAGCAAUACGGAUUCAACACAAAGCCAUGAAACACACCACAUGAAGGAAACACCAGCUGGCGUGUUCCUGAAGCGUUACUCAGACUUUUAUGUAGAUUAAAACACGCAGCUGUUUGGAUCACUGCUCUUGGUUCAGAUUGUGGCUCCACGUGAAAGAUCUAGAAGAACAAAUUUCCAUGUUUCGUCACGUUCCCUAAUACACACUACAGGAAGAGAGAGAGUAUUUAAGUGACUUUUUUUUUGCACAAUAUUUAAAUCAAAGCAGGCUGCCUAGAGAAGUGUGUUGGAUUCAUUUGUUUAACAGAUUUUAUUGUUCUGAAAUCGAGACGUGUUCACUAACUGUAACUGUACAGUGAGCUGAGAGCGACUGAAUGGUUUGUUAUUAAAUCCCCAUCAUCACGACCUGACGGAAGGCCGCACUGAGGAUCUGUAGUGCCGUGCUGCACAAACCCCCAGCAGCAGGAAACUAAACCCAGUGAAGUCUUAAACAAGCAGGUGUAGCUCCAGGUGUGUGUAACGUCCUGUCAUGGGUACAAUGACCUCCAUAAAAUCACUUCUUUUCUAUUUCCUCAUUA
This is a messenger RNA of Ictalurus furcatus (blue catfish), 3041 nucleotides long. Its product is annotated as ubiquitin-protein ligase E3B-like. Gene Ontology annotation, molecular function: ubiquitin protein ligase activity. The record is from RefSeq and is a predicted model, not a curated record. NCBI's taxonomy places the organism in Eukaryota, Metazoa, Chordata, Actinopteri, Siluriformes, Ictaluridae. The transcript has 6 exons. The coding region runs from base 1516 to 2004 and encodes 162 amino acids. Gene Ontology annotation, biological process: protein polyubiquitination; ubiquitin-dependent protein catabolic process.